UCAAUCACGUGAUUAGUAAUGUGUAUACUCCUUUGUGUGGUCAACAUGCGGUAACAGUGCAAUGAAGUUGAUGUCUAGUCGGACAAUGACUUGAUUUCUCUUUUUGUACUUCGUAAAAUGUAAUUGUAGUGACAGUGUUCGCAAAAAUGACAAAUAUAUCAACUGAUGUAAAUGUAAUGAUAAACAGCAGCAUCAAUGAUAGCAUUGACAGUAGUGUGAACGAUGAAAAUGACACGGAAAAGUUACUGAAACCAAGAAAUAAUUUUGCAUCGUAUUCAAACGAAAACAUUAAUGUUAGAUUUCGGCAAAAUGUAUCAUCACAGAGUGUUGUGGAAACACUUUCCAGUAAUCUAAGAAGACUUAACGUCGACGAAAUCCCCCCUGGUGCUACUAACUUUCUAUCAACCAAUUAUGAGAGUUUAGAUUAUGAUCCCUGUGAGAAUCAUCUUCUGCAAGAUGAAGAAAGAAAGAAAGGCUACAAAUUUGUGGUUAAGAAGAACUUUGCCAGAUGGUUUAUUUUCUUAUUGAUAGGCAUUUGCACUGCGCUUAUAGCUGGCUUUGUAGAUAUUUCUAUAGAAGAAUUGACAAUCUUUAAGUAUAGUUGUUUAAAAUUUUAUGUAGAUCAAUGUGUAACAAACCAUUGUCUUUGGCUGCCAUAUCUACUAUGGUUAGCUCUAAAUUUUGCACCUGUUUUAAUAGGUGCUAUUUUAGUAGCUUAUGUGGAACCUGUUGCAGCAGGUAGUGGUAUUCCACAAGUGAAGUGCUAUUUAAACGGAGUUAAAAUACCUCGAGUUGUUCGUAUUAAAACACUAGCAGUAAAAACAAUAGGAGUAAUUUGUACAGUAGUAGGAGGUCUAGCUGGUGGAAAAGAAGGACCUAUGAUACACUCUGGGGCUGUGGUGGCAGCAGGAAUAUCACAGGGGAAAAGUACUACAUUUAAGAAAGAUUUUAAAAUAUUUCAGUAUUUUAGAGAAGACCAUGAGAAACGAGAUUUUGUGUCAGGAGGUGCAGCUUCUGGUGUGUCUGCUGCAUUUGGUGCACCAAUUGGAGGAGUAUUGUUCAGUAUUGAAGAAGGAACCAGUUUCUUUAAUCAAAGUCUCACAUGGAGGACAUUUUUUGCUAGUAUGAUUACAACAUUCACAUUAAAUAUCAUCCUUAGUGCGUAUCACGGACGACCCGGUGAUCUUUCUUAUCCAGGCUUGUUAAAUCUUGGAAAAUUUGAGACAAUACCCUACCAAAUUUAUGAAAUUCCUUUAUUUGUAAUAAUGGGAACACUUGGUGGACUUUUGGGCGCUUGUUGGAAUCAUUUAAAUUAUAAAAUCACCUGCUUCCGUUUGAAGUAUAUAAAACGAAAAUGGUUAAAAGUAAUAGAAGCUCUUGUAAUUGCUGCGCUAAGUGCAACAAUGGGUUUUACAAUGAUCUAUUUUCUACACGAUUGCAAACCAUUAGGACAAGAUCCUACCAAAUUUCCCAUUCAGAUGUACUGCAAUGAAGGCGAGUACAGCGCAGUUGCAGCUUUAUGGUUUCAAACACCAGAGAGUAGUGUACGAUCUCUGUUUCAUGAUCCUAAAGGUUCCCAUAAUGAUAUUACUUUAGCUAUUUUUGUUGUCCUCUACUUUUUCUUGGCUGUUGCUACCUUUGGUCUGUCCAUGUCUAGUGGACUGUUUAUUCCAUCUCUAUUAAUUGGCUCUGCAUGGGGUAGAUUAAUUGGAUCAGGGCUUGCGAAACUUUUUCCAAAUUGUGUCGUUUUAAAUCCUGGAAAAUAUGCUUUACUAGGUGCAGCUGCUCAAUUGGGAGGAGUAGUUAGAAUGACAAUAAGUUUAACUGCUAUACUCAUAGAAGCUACUCAAGGAAUAUCCUUUGGCUUGCCACUUAUAAUAGUUCUUAUUAUGGCUAAAUGGGUUGGAGACUUUUUUAAUGAGGGAAUUUAUGAUAUUCAUACACAAAUGGCUGGUAUUCCCAUAUUACCAUGGGAAGCUCCACCAUUGUCAAACAACAUAUAUGCUAGUGAAAUAAUGAGUCACCCAAUAGUAACAUUAAACACUGUAGAAAAUGUAGGACAUAUAGUAGAACUUCUCAAAUGUGUAACAUUUAAUGGAUUCCCUGUAGUCGAUCCUCCUAAUAGUGAUGAGCCUGAAAUACAUUCAUACGGAAGAUUUCGAGGGCUAAUUUUACGUUCUCAAUUAAUAGUAUUACUACAAAACAAAAUUUUUAACAAGAACCCAGAGUAUUGGGAAAAAUCAUUAAGUAUUAAAUUGUUCAGAAAAGAAUACCCAAGGUAUCCGACAAUUGAUCAAGUGACCAUAAGUGAGGAAGAAAAAACUUAUAUGAUAGAUUUAAGACCUUUUAUGAAUCCUUCUCCCUAUACACUGCAACAUUCUGCAACAUUGCCACGAGCAUUUAGACUCUUUAGAGCAUUAGGUCUUAGACAUUUACCAGUAGUCAAUGAUACAAACGAGGUAAUUGGGAUUAUUACAAGAAAAGAUGUUGCUAGAUUUAGGAUAUGGAAACAUAGAGGAAGAAUGGGUUUAGAUGAACUUUUAAUUACUAAUAAAAUAUAAUUUUAUUAGUAAAUUUUAACUUUUCCAGACACAAAAUUUAAUAUUAUUCUAUGAAAAGGAGUAAUAUAUUGUAUAUAUAAAUAUUAAGUUUAUAUAUAAACACGGAAGAAUUUUUUAUAUUAGACUUUUCAGUAAAGGAAAUCUGGGUAUUGUAACAAGAAGAGACAAAGUUAAUCAAAAAUAAAAUACAUACAUGUUAAUUAUUUAUAAAUAAUUGCCAGCCUAACCAUGACCAUAAUUUGAAAAAUAAAUACACCGGAAUAAUAAUUAACGAUAAAAAAAAAUAAUAUUCACAAGUUGAAAUAUACAUUGGAAUGGAUAUUCUUUCUUACAAUCACCUCUAAAGAUUAUGACCAAAUGUUCAAGAUCUCUAUCUACGACCUGCAACAAGGAAAAAAUAUUUUAUAAAAACACCCCCAAUAUAGUAUUUACAAUUAGUUCUUUUACUAGUAUGACUAAAACUCUUAAGAUUAAAAUUAGAUUGUGAAACAGAAUUAUACAUUUAAUAUUUGUUAUGUUCAAAUUUAUACAAUAUUUAUAUAUUGUAAGAUAUCAACGAAAUAUAAAAACUUCAAAUAUAUUUUAAAAACAAAUGAAUACUGGAAAAGCAGUUUCUAUACUGUAUGCUUCAUAUAUGAAUAAAUUAUACAAUUUUUUUACGAAGAA
This is a messenger RNA of Frieseomelitta varia, 3227 nucleotides long. RefSeq names its product H(+)/Cl(-) exchange transporter 7 (gene ClC-b). The transcript is spliced from 12 exons. Lineage: Eukaryota; Metazoa; Arthropoda; Insecta; Hymenoptera; Apidae. The record is from RefSeq and is a predicted model, not a curated record. Gene Ontology annotation, molecular function: voltage-gated chloride channel activity. Bases 147 to 2561 code for a protein of 804 amino acids. Gene Ontology annotation, cellular component: intracellular membrane-bounded organelle; lysosomal membrane. Gene Ontology annotation, biological process: transmembrane transport; chloride transport.